GUCGCUUAUUACCCAUUCAAUGUUGCAACACCAAAAACUGUGUGUUAAAAAAGGCACAUGCGCGGACCUCCCCAUCUUUGGGGCCACAUCUGCCAGGACUUUUUGAGCAAGUUGCCUCACAGCGUGUCAUGUCGUUCAAAGGUUGUAUCGUGUAGUCCGCUGUUUGUGAUGUGCCCGCCCCUUCUAUGUCAAACUCUAGAUAAAAAGCCCAAUGUCCGUUUGGAAAGUGUAUAAAUUGUAGGCGUGACAGCAGGCACCGGAUUCUCUGUAUCCGCGGAUAUAUUUUUUUUUUCCCUUCCCUCUCAACUUGUGCAACAGCAUUUUCGGAGGCCUGCCUUUCAAAAAUGAACUUCUUCCUAGAAACAUUACAGGUGAUGGUCCUGUCCAUAUAUUAUCUACUGGAGGCAUUUGUAAAACUGUUUAUUCCUACAAGAAGAAAGAAUGUGGCAGGAGAAAUUGUCCUCAUUUCUGGUGCCGGAAGUGGCAUUGGCAGACUCAUGUCCUUGGAGUUUGCAAAACUGGGUGCCACACUUGUACUCUGGGACAUUAAUCAAGACGGCAAUAAGGAGACUGCUCGAUUAGUGAAGGAAAAUGGAGGUUUGAGAGUCUAUACAUAUCAGUGUGAUUGUAGCAACAAAACAGAAAUUUACAGGGUUGCUGAUCAGGUCAAACGAGAAGUUGGAGAUGUUACAAUUCUUAUAAAUAAUGCAGGCAUUGUAACUGGCAAAAAAUUUAUGGAUUCUCCAGAUGACCUUGUCCAAAAAACUCUUGAAGUAAAUACCUUGGCUCACUUUUGGACAUACAAGGCAUUUCUUCCAGCAAUGAUGGCAAGUAACCAUGGGCACCUGGUGAGCAUUGCUAGUUCAGCGGGAUUGAUUGGUGUAAAUGGCCUAGCAGAUUAUUGUGCAAGCAAGUUUGCAGCUGUUGGCUUUGCCGAGUCCAUAGGCUUGGAAAUGCUUGCUUCUGGGAAGGAUGGCAUUAAAACUACAAUUGUUUGUCCUUAUUUCAUAACUACUGGAAUGUUUGAUGGCUGCCAAUCAAAAUGGCCACGGUUACUUCCAAUUUUAGAUUCCAGCUAUGCUGCUAAAAAGAUAGUAGAUGCUAUUCUGAAGGAACAAGUUUAUCUUGUGAUGCCACGGAGUCUGUAUUUUGUAUUUGGUUUGAAAAAUAUAGUGCCUGUGAAGCUGGGACUGCUUCUUGGAGUUUACUUUGGUGCCUUUAACUUUAUGGACCAUUUUAAAGGCCGAAGCAAGAACGAUUAAUUUUUAUGAGAUGUUCUGCACAAAGGGACAAUGUAAUUUAAAGACAAGAAAUUAAAAUCCAUCUGUACUGUACAGGAAGGUUAAAUGAAGGUGUACUAACAUCAUCAGUUUCAUGGUAGAUGCGUUUUACAAAUGAAGUUAUUAAAUCUUGAAAUCCUUCUAACAGUUCUUAUUUUCUAAUGUUGAUUGUAUAAAGAUUGCAUAUUCUUGUGGACAUUUUACAGAAGAAAUGAAAUGUAAUAAAUUUGACCUGCAAUCACUAGUACAAUAGGGUGUUAAAUACAAGAGGAAUCUAACCAAGUAUGUAAUAAAGUACAUAUUUCUUAAUUAUGUAAGUCCCACAACUUCCAAUAUAAUGCCUUUAUAAGCCUAAAUAAUAAACUGUCUUUUUAACUGUAA
Molecule: messenger RNA, 1661 nt
Organism: Erpetoichthys calabaricus (reedfish)
Lineage: Eukaryota; Metazoa; Chordata; Cladistia; Polypteriformes; Polypteridae
Gene: sdr16c5b
Product: short chain dehydrogenase/reductase family 16C, member 5b
Exons: 7
Coding region: 345-1262 (305 amino acids)
Cellular component (GO): lipid droplet
Molecular function (GO): oxidoreductase activity, acting on the CH-OH group of donors, NAD or NADP as acceptor
Source: RefSeq, a predicted model, not a curated record